AUGGAGGCAACUGACGCCGGUGCGCCGCAGGUUGAAAGCAAACCUGUCGCCAUAUUCAAGCGAAGGGGCGCUAAGGGCAAGGCCAACUUGAGAAAGAGACCAGCAACGCCGCCACCGGCAAACAGCGACAGCGACAGCGACUACUCGUCGUCCGACGACGAGUCUGGCCGGCGCGUGAAGCGGCGCAAGAAGGCCGCCACUAUAGUCACAGCCACGUCGAGGCACGUCGUGAGCGGCGAGAGUAACCUGGCAUCGACCGUCUUCACCGCGAAUCGGAACGCCCCCAUCACCAGCGCCAACGACGCCACCAAGCAGACCAACUGGUACGACGAAGAUGCCAAAGGCGCGCUCUCGACGAAGAACUUGCUUGGCUCCACACGAUCGCUCUCAAAGGAUGUACAGCCCGAUGGAACAUACAAGGGACUGGCGAAUCAGACUUCCUUUAUACAAAAGAACUCAGACGCACCGCAACGGACCGUAGGGCCCAUCAAGGCUCCGACCAACAUCCGGACCAUCACCGUCACGGAUUUCGCUCCCGAUGUCUGCAAGGACUACAAGCAGACGGGCUUCUGUGGUUUCGGCGACAAUUGCAAGUUCCUACAUAGCCGAGAGGACUACAAGCAAGGCUGGCAGCUCGACAAAGAAUGGGAGAACGUGACAAAGGCAGUCGAAGACGACGACGAGGCGAUGCUCGAGAGCAUACCUUUCGUGUGCAUCAUCUGCAGGGAGUCAUACAAGGAACCGAUAGUGACGAGAUGCGGGCACUACUUUUGCGAAUCGUGCGCCCUCAAGAGAUUCAGGCGCGACCCAACAUGUGCGGCGUGUGGGUCAGGGACGAACGGAGUGUUCAACACGGCCAAGCGGCUCAAGAAGCUCUUGGAACGGAAACGGGAGCGGGCGGCAAAGAGGAGACAGGAGGCGCUCGAGGCUGGCGAGGAGGUCAGCGAGGAUGAAGAAGGCGGAGUUGAGGAUGACUCGACGUGA
Molecule: messenger RNA, 984 nt
Organism: Hirsutella rhossiliensis
Lineage: Eukaryota; Fungi; Ascomycota; Sordariomycetes; Hypocreales; Ophiocordycipitaceae
Product: zinc finger c-x8-C-x5-C-x3-H type (and similar) domain-containing protein
Exons: 3
Coding region: 1-984 (327 amino acids)
Biological process (GO): snoRNA splicing
Cellular component (GO): U2-type spliceosomal complex
Molecular function (GO): metal ion binding
Source: RefSeq, a predicted model, not a curated record